Molecule: messenger RNA, 1035 nt
Organism: Acanthosepion pharaonis
Lineage: Eukaryota; Metazoa; Mollusca; Cephalopoda; Sepiida; Sepiidae
Source: the annotation of a GenBank genome assembly
AUGCUGAUCGAUAUGCUUGUUUUUUUCCGCAUCCAACGACUGAGGAUGCUGUUUUACAUAAUUCUAUAUCUAUCUAUCUAUCUAUCUAUCUAUCUAUCUAUCUAUCUAUCUAUCUAUCUAUCUAUCUAUCUAUCUCAGUCUUUUCCUACAUGUCUAUCUUUGUCAGUCGAUUCAUAUCUCAAUCUUUAUCUCUCUCUCCCUCCCUCUCUCUCUCUCUCUAUCUAUCUAUCUAUAGACAAUGACCUGUUCAUCAGUUCAAUUACUUCCGUCUCUUUGUUAUUUCUCCCUCUUCCCUUUUCAGAAAGAAUAAAGGUAUGCACAUCUGAUAUCUAUCUAUUCAUCUAUCUAUCUAUCUAUCUAUCUAUCUAUCUAUCUAUCUAUCUAUCACUGGAAGUUGUCCUGAAACUCUACUCACAUUCUCCCUCACAAUCUACUUUUUUUCAAAUCGCAUUGAUCUAUCUCAGUCGAUUCAUGUCUAUCUAUCUAUCUAUCUAUCUAUCUAUCUAUCUAUCUAUCUCAGUCGUCGAUUUAUUGAUAUCUAUCUAUCUAUCUAUCUAUCUAUCUAUCUAUCUAUCUAUCUAUCUAUCUAUCUAUCUCAAUCCUUAUCUAUCUCCUCUAUUCAUAUCUAUCUAUCUAUCUAUCUAUCUAAGUCGAUUCAUUGAUAUCUAUCUAUCUAUCUAUCUAUCUAUCUAUCUAUCUCAGUCUAUUCGUAUGUAUGUAUGUCUGUAUCUAUCUAUCUAUCUAUCUAUCUAUCUAUCUAUCUAUUUCAAUCUAUUCAUAUCUAUCUAUCUAUCUAUCUAUCUAUCUAUCUAUCUAUCUCAGUCUAUUCGUAUCUAUCUAUCUAUCUAUCUAUCUAUCUAUUUCAAUCUAUUCAUAUCUAUCUAUUCGUAUCUAUCUAUCUAUCUAUCUAUCUAUCUAUCUAUCUAUCUAUCUCAGUCUAUUCGUAUCUAUCUAUCUAUCUAUCUAUCUAUCUAUCUAUCUAUCUAUCUAUCUAUCUCAGUCUUUAUCUAUCUAUCUAUCUCUGUCUGGCAAUGA